Messenger RNA from Aspergillus lentulus, 894 nucleotides. RefSeq lists its product as uncharacterized. The record is from RefSeq and is a predicted model, not a curated record. Lineage: Eukaryota; Fungi; Ascomycota; Eurotiomycetes; Eurotiales; Aspergillaceae.
AUGCUGUUCAAAUAUCUCAUCGGCCAACCCUGUCUGCUCUCUCUCUUCUGCUCUCCAGCCUUAGCGGCUCCAGUCGAUAACCUUGCGGACGACGCAGCGCUGAUUACCCGAGCUGAUAGGGGCUCAGUCAAAAGUAACCCAAAAGACGCGACAUUUGACGUUACUGGAUGGAAAGAUAUUUCCGAAGAGGAUUGCUAUGUGAUGCUCUGUCUCAAGGGGGGAGAAAGAACAUGGCAAAGAAUCGACACGCCUGGUUUGAACGAGGUCAAUUACAAAGAGUCGGGAGCAAAGGCGGUGCCUUUCCGUAAGGAUCAGGUGCCCAAACGUCAUACUGGGCAAAUAAAUCCGAACCCUGGGGUGAAAUCGGAGACCAAUAGUGCAGAAGAGUUCCCAUGGGAGAGUAUGGCACAAGGGGGCUCCGGGGCCAAUUUGCUCCCUGCCACGAGGUAUCAACAAAAUCAACAAGGCAAUGCUAUCAAGACUGGCUUCCGGAGAAGCGAAGUCAACCUCGGAGAAUGGUUCAGAAUCACAUUCACGGGCGACUUAGGCCCAAUCUGCCAGGCGUUACAAAGAGACCCUCCAGACACGAGUAUUUGCAAGAAUCCUGAGGAGUCCUUGUUUGGCAAGAAAAUAAACCUCAACAACUGGGUCUGGUACAUGGCUAAGGUUGGAGGAAGUCUUGUGUACUAUCAUGCGGCUGGUGACUCUAAAGGUAAAGUUGGGAAGCGAACGAUUCCCAUAGAGACGCCUACCCUUCACUCCGAAGGAUACAUGUUUGUCGAGGAGCGUUCUGAAGUUGUUAAAAAUGGCGAUCUUACUCCCAUCAUAAGCGUGGAUGAGGAUUUCGAGAACGGCGAGCUCACCGAAGCAGACUUGGAGAUCAUCAAGCCAUGA